AUGGAGCCUUGGAAGCGUAAACGGCCCGAGACCCGACCUGCUGCUAUUGUUGUCACAGAUGUGAGAUCAACACGCGAACAAAUAAUAACAGCCGCAUCAGUUACCCCGGAAUCCGCAACAACCCCAAUAACUCCAAACCUGAACUCACGACACGAAGAUCCCGCGACGACCUUAUCGAGAAAUCGAGUAUACAUGGACGGAGACAGGCUGGGCGUGGACGGUACAUGGCACGGCAGCAGGAGAGGCUCGCAGAACAGCCAGAUCACAGCAGCCACCUCGCCGAGUAGUGCUGCCGACAGCUUCAUCUUUGAAUCGAAUCCAGACUAUAUCAGUAUCAAAGGGGAUAGAAAUGAUCUGGCGUAUUAUACAGAUGCCUCCAGUCCUGCGUAUCCUCAGGAACAUAUAUUCUGUGUCAGCGAUGCACCCCCACCGCAAGAUUAUAUGGCUGAGGUGCUGGCUCAUGAUGGAGUCCAGAUAGGUCGAGGAGACGAGAGAGCCGGUAGAAUAGGCACGCACAUGGUUGAUCAUCUAGUGGGCGGCUCUUUAACCUCGGGAGAGAUACCAAGCAUUCGCGUAGCGGUACCUGAACAACCUCAGGGAUAUCCCGACUAUGGUAGCAUCCAUCAGACAAUCCCCUUGAUGGUAAAUAUCAACCCUCUGGAUAAAUGCUAUAUAAAACUUCAUAAGCUAACAUGGGCUCAGAAGCGUGAACCUAUGUCAGACCCGGCGAAGUAUCUAGAUCACGCUGGAGAUGGCCUGCUAAGCAACAACUUUUCUCCUAAUCUACCCAAUGCCCCUAAUGCGCCUUACACAGGAUUGAUGGUCAACCAGGCAAUGAACAAUGAGAAACGGCCCCCAAAUGGACAAGGAGGGGUUCAGCUGAACGGGGAAGUGUUGUUACCAACGGCACCUCGGUUGCUCUCAAAUAGGGUUGGGUCGCAGCCUAAAGAAAUACAUAAAAAGGACGUGCCCACCGUGCACAUGUCAGCGAGUUCUUCUGUCCUAACGGAAGGCGGCCAAAACUACCAACACACGCAAGGCGACAAGGACGCAUCUGCCCGCAAAAUGAAGCCCCCGCCACUGGAGGGAUUGAAACGAGAAGCCACGGAUCGAUCUGACUUCCAGACGCCGAAGCGGAUACGAGCCGGAGGGGGUCUGGAUGAGACAAGCGAAGUGAUAGACGACAGCGACUCGAACUCUCCCACUUGGGCAUGCCCGUUCUUCAGACAUGACCCUCUUGGCAAUAUGAACUGUCUGAAGCUCAAGCUCAAACGGAUCAGGGAUGUCAAACAGCACAUCCAAAGACGUCAUAAUAACUCCGGCAACUAUUGUCAUAAAUGCUGGGAAAGUUUUCCUAGCCGCAAGAAAAGAGAAGAGCACCUUAGCUCAGAUAACUGCGAGCCCAUCGACCAAUCCCUGUCGGUGAAGAAGGGCGGUAUAUCUGCGGAGGCGCAGGAGAAGCUGAAGCACCGCGCCCAGAGGAGUAAAUCGGGUGACGAGCAGUGGCACGAUGUGUACGACAUUGUUUUCAAAGGCCAGCAGGGGCCCGAUAGAAGUAGUCUUGAGCCGCAACUCGGCACUUUAAUCAUGGAAACCACGCGGUUGAUGCAGAGUUUCUGGAGGGACGAGAGUGAGGACUGGUUUCCGGGAUACCUAAGCAGACAACCGCUCGCGCAGGGUAUGAACCAAGAUGCGCUCCAUGGCCUAGUAGUUAAUGUUAUGGAAGAGAUACACGUGCGGUUCGAGGAGAGGAUUCGAGGUAGCAGCCCCCCCAGCAGGUGGGAUAACGUCGCCGUCCCUGCUCUUGAGGCGCCGCCUCCUGCUAUGGUAUCGCCAACUACUGCAUUUGCGACCACGGCUAGCUCUCAGGAUCUUUGGUAA
This is a messenger RNA of Clonostachys byssicola, 1881 nucleotides long. Lineage: Eukaryota; Fungi; Ascomycota; Sordariomycetes; Hypocreales; Bionectriaceae. The record is from the annotation of a GenBank genome assembly.